Molecule: messenger RNA, 485 nt
Organism: Didymodactylos carnosus
Lineage: Eukaryota; Metazoa; Rotifera; Eurotatoria; Philodinida; Philodinidae
Source: the annotation of a GenBank genome assembly
CUGUACGUUUGCGUCGUUGUGAAGAACGUUUAUCAGCACUCGGAAAUGUUAUUGCGUGUAAUGAUUAUGUUGCUUUAAUUCAUCCUGAUUUAGAUAAAGAAACUGAGGAAUUAUUAUCUAAUACUCUAAAUGUUGAAUGUUUUCGUCAGACAAUCGCCGAUCGUGUCCUAGUUGGAAGUUAUUCAAUAUUUACCAAUCAAGGGGGUCUUGUUCAUCCCAAAACGACGAUACAAGAACAAGAAGAAUUAUCAUCAUUAUUACAAGUACCUCUAGUAGCAGGUACGAUCAAUCGUGGAUCAGAUGUUAUCGGGGCCGGCUUAAUGGCGAAUGAUUGGAUGGCAUUUUGUGGUUUAGAUACAACGGCUCACGAAAUAAGUGUCAUUGAAAGUGUGUUCAAAUUAGGACAACAUCAUAAUUUAAGUGGUAAUAAUGCAAUAACAACAAAUAAAACUAUUAAAGAUUCAUUGGUCGAUGCAUUAACAUAA